UUUUUAGAAAUGGCAGCAAUCGAAGUUACACAUGAAGCCAAAGUCUGGGAUUGGCCACUUCAAAGCCAUGAGGGUGUUGUAAAGGUAGUCAACACUAACGACAAAUUUGAAGUUGGACUUGAUGCACAAUUCUUUUCACCAAAAGAAAUAGAAGUGAAAGUAUGUGGACAAGAACUGCUGAUUCAUUGCAGACAUGAGUCCCGCUCUGAUGAACAUGGCACAGUGUCGCGUGAAGUGAAUCGUGCCUACAAGCUGCCUUCAGAUGUUGAUGUGAACUCCGUGAAAAGUCAUCUCACCAACAGAGGAGUGUUGAAUAUCACCGCCAGCAAGGUUAAGUAGAAAAUUACUGCCUCACCUUCUCUUUCAUGUCAAGUGAACUGCUUGAAGUGACAGCAUCAAUUAUAUCAUGUCU
This is a messenger RNA of Cylicocyclus nassatus, 412 nucleotides long. NCBI's taxonomy places the organism in Eukaryota, Metazoa, Nematoda, Chromadorea, Rhabditida, Strongylidae. The record is from the annotation of a GenBank genome assembly.